AUGUCGAUUCAUGGAAGUCCCCCACCUGUUGACUGUGAACUUCUGGAUGAUUGUUGGAACUGCCCUCCUGAAGAUGGUUUCUUUAAUAUGCUUUCUUCACAGCAUUCGCCGGAAAAUGUAACUUCAGUGUUUCCUGAAGAUAUUCCAGGACCAUCAGCUGUAGAUGACAAGAAAAGGUUCACAUUCAGCUCCUCGGAAUUAUCAAAUGAUGCCUUGGCGUUUCGUCGUCAGUCGCUGAGUCAGUCGGCCACAACCUCUAAUGAUCUAAAUUAUAUUUCUUCUACUCAAAUCGCGUCAAUAGCUUUGAGGGAUAACGAGGGAUUCGGUGCCGUCGCUGGUCCUGAAGCAAAGUUAACGAAAUUGCAGAAAUGUCAAAUUUCUUCAGUCCAAAAUGAAUUUUUUGGCGUUUAUUGCUUGAUCAGUAGAAGUCCGAAUAAAUAUUUCAAGAACCGUUGUUACAUUGGUUACACCGUCGAUCCUAACCGUAGAAUUAGACAGCAUAAUGCGGGGAAACAGUUUGGUGGAGCACGCAAAACUGAUCAUCGAGGACCUUGGGAUAUGGUAUGCAUUAUUCACGGGUUUCCUAAUAGUAUUUCUGCACUUCGAUUUGAAUGGGCUUGGCAGAACCCUGAGAAGUCACGUCGUUUACGUGCGCUGGGUUUGAAGAAGAAAAGUAGGGAGUCAGCAUUUGCAUUUCGUUUACGGAUUGCUUGUCACAUGUUAAACAGCGACCCUUGGAGAAGGCUAGCAUUAACUUUUAGAUGGUUGUUGCCAACCGAGGAAAUGCCGUUUCCGUCUGAUAUUCCUCCUCCUAAGCACAUAGUGGUGAAACAUGGAUUAGUGGAGAAAACGACGACGUUGUUAUCCCAGAACGCUGAUGCGUACGAACUAAUAAAACCGUGCGCUAUUUGUCUUCAACGAAUUAUGUCGAUAGAGCAGUUACUUAGGUGUGUCUCUUCCAAGUGUAACUGUCACUUUCAUGCUGUUUGCCUAGCAAAAAGAGGUUUGGAGGCCUCUGGUGAACUAAGUCGUUAUCUGUUUCCUGUUACUGUAUCUUGUCAUCUUUGCAAAACCGUUUUUUGUUGGGGUGAUUUAGUUCGUGAUCAACGAGCGUUAAUAUCUGCAAUGUCUGCAAGAAAAGCUCAAUGCGAGAGUAAUUUUAAUCCGCGUCUAAUCCCAAAACUUUCAUCUAAUGCGAUGGGGUUAUAA
This is a messenger RNA of Enterobius vermicularis (human pinworm), 1209 nucleotides long. NCBI's taxonomy places the organism in Eukaryota, Metazoa, Nematoda, Chromadorea, Rhabditida, Oxyuridae. The record is from the annotation of a GenBank genome assembly.